Sphaeroforma arctica JP610 is the source of this 171-nucleotide messenger RNA. RefSeq lists its product as hypothetical. Lineage: Eukaryota; Ichthyosporea; Ichthyophonida. The record is from RefSeq and is a predicted model, not a curated record. The annotation marks the transcript as partial. The transcript has a single exon.
AUGUCUGAGGCUGCGGUCAAGUCUGCCGUAGCAAAUAUUGAGCAAAAUGGGACAAAUAUACACGAUAAAAGGACCAUAGCGGCCCAAUUAAAAACCGUUAUGGGACUCCGAGGCAGCGACGGACAGCCUGGUAAAUUUACUCACCCCGCUGAGGUAGCGGCCAUGGACAAG